GCGUGUGCGCGUUUGUGUGCGUGCGUGCGUGCGUGCACCUCUCUUGCCUGCAGCCGCUGCAAGUCGCACCGAGCUAACAGCGGCUUUUGUGCGUAUGAUGCACCGUGGUGGACGCACCUGUGAGGAGCAGAAAACCAGCCCGGUAUACAGCCAGCCCAGCCCGGUUACCGGUCACCGCCUGGUGCUCACCGCCGCUCCGCCGCUCUGCCGCUCCAGCAGCCGGAACACUGCUGCUUUUAACGGGAUCCUGGAUGUUUGUUCAAACUACGGCUCUGUGGAGUUUACCAUCUGGAUUUUAUGACUUGGAUACUGGUCGGUGAUGUGUUGAACUAAGUGGUGGAGCUAAGCGAGGCCAACGGAUCCCUUGUCAACUCCAUUUCCCAGCGGACAACAUGAAGAAGGAAAUUCCACUCGCCCUGAUAGCCAGAGAAGUCCAUUCCAUCAGACCUUGCACCAUGAGUCUUGAUAGCAUCUGUUCUGAAGUGUGAAAAAAACGGCAUUAAAACAUCACCACCUCCUCCUCCUCCUCCUCCUUCUCCUCCUCUCUCCCCGUCGGUCCUCUCUUUAACACCUGAGGAGGAAAACAACUAUUCCUCCAUACAAGCACUGCCUAGCAACUACUGGACAAUUUACUGAUGUAAAUUACGCCGACCCUAAGACUGUUAACCACAACGACUGUUCUCCUGCUACUUCCCUUUUCCCUUUCAAAACCUAUUUUUAUAAUAAAUAUUUAUCAGAAUAUAUCUCUGCACAUAUUGUGGAUAAAACUGUGGAAUCCCUGAUAUUCAGACUGACCAUCCCUAAGAGUUCAAGACACCUUCUCGGAUUAAUACAUUCUUUGCAGCUAUGGGUGUUGUAAGUUUUUCUAUCAGUCUGCAAGUGUUGCUCAGCACAUGUCUGGGACUGGAAUUUUUAGGCACACCCGGUCAGUGGGCACGCUACCUCCGCUGGGACGCCAGCACCCGCGGCGACCUCAGCUUCCAGUUCAAGACGGAGGCGGCGGAGGCGCUGCUGCUGUACUUUGACGAUGGAGGCUACUGUGACUUUCUGCAGCUGUCGGUGGCGGAGGGCCGACUGCAGCUGGGUUUCAGCAUCGACUGUGCCGAGACCACGGUCGUGUCGGACAGGCGGGUGGACGACGGCAGCUGGCACUUCGCCACUCUGAGCAGGUAUAACCUGCGCACAGUGCUGGUGCUGGACGGCCAGGCCAAAGCGGACGAGGUGCGGCCUCAGCGUCUGUUCAUGAAAAUAGUUAGCGACCUGUUCCUGGGUGGAGUGCCUCAGGAUAUCCGCGACGGUGCGCUCACACUGCCUACGGUGCGAAACAUGCAGCCCUUCAGGGGCACAAUUACAGACCUCAAAUACGGCAACUCCCAGCCCCUGUUCCUGGGGAGCCUUAAGGUGCCCCUGGAGUCGGAAGGGUGGUGCACGGCGAACCCUUGCGAGAACGGCGGCACGUGCUCGGUGGUGGACGGAGAGCCGGUCUGUGACUGCUCCAAAACCGAAUACAAGGGCCGCUUCUGCAGCGAAGAGGUCAACAACAAUAUGCCAGGCUUUGCACAUAUGAUGGCAGAACAAGCUAAAAGCAAAGCGAGGGAAGAGAACGUGGCCACUUUCCGUGGCUCAGAGUACUUCUGCUACGACCUCUCCCAGAACCCCAUCCAGAGCAGCAGUGAUGAAAUCACGCUCUCCUUCAAGACGUGGCAGCGCAACGGCCUUAUCCUCCACACCGGCAAGUCAGCCGACUACGUCAACCUGGCGCUGAAGGACGGCGCCGUCUCCCUCGUCAUCAACCUGGGCUCCGGAGCCUUUGAGGCCAUCGUGGAGCCGGUCAACGGGAAGUUCAACGACAACUCGUGGCAUGAUGUCAAAGUGACCCGUAACCUCCGGCAGGUGACUAUAUCGGUGGAUGGGAUUCUGACCACCACUGGCUACACCCAGGAAGACUACACCAUGUUGGGCUCUGAUGACUUCUUCUACGUGGGUGGAAGCCCCAGCACCGCUGACCUGCCUGGAUCUCCAGUCAGCAACAACUUCAUGGGCUGUCUCAAGGAGGUGGUGUAUAAGAACAAUGACAUCCGUCUCGAGUUGUCCCGUCUGGCUCGCAUUGUGGACCCUAAGAUGAAAAUCCAGGGUGAGGUGUCCUACAAGUGUGAGAAUGUGGCCACUCUGGACCCCAUUUCUUUCGAGACUCCCGAGGCCUACAUCAGCCUCCCAAAGUGGAACACCAAGCGGAUGGGAUCCAUAUCUUUCGAUUUCCGCACAACGGAGCCCAACGGCCUCAUCCUCUUCACCCAUGGCAAACCUCAGGAGCGCAAAGAUGCCGCCCGCAGCCAGAAGAACACCAAGGUGGAUUUCUUUGCAGUAGAGCUGUUGGAUGGCAGCCUAUACCUUCUGUUGGACAUGGGCUCAGGGACUAUCAAGGUGAAGGCCACCGCGACAAAGGUCAAUGAUGGUGCCUGGUAUCACGUGGACAUCCAGAGAGACGGACGCUCAGGGACCAUCUCCGUGAACAGCAGAAGGACCCCGUUCACAGCCAGUGGUGAGAGCGAGAUUCUGGACUUGGAGGGCGACAUGUACUUGGGGGGUCUCCCCAAUGACCGCACCAACCUCAUCCUGCCCACCGAGCUCUGGACCGCCAUGCUCAACUACGGCUACGUCGGCUGUAUCCGUGACCUUUUCAUUGACGGUCGAAGCAAAGACAUCCGUCAGAUUGCCGAGGCACAAAAUGGUGCUGGCAUCAAACCCUCGUGCAACAAGCAACCCGGCAAGCAGUGUGAGAGCUACCCGUGCAAGAACCGAGGAGUUUGCAAAGAAGGCUGGAAUCGAUUCAUCUGUGACUGCACUGGCACUGGCUUCUGGUCACGCACCUGUGAGAGAGAGGCUUCCAUCCUCUCCUACGACGGCAGCAUGUACAUGAAGGUGGUGAUGCCGACCAUCAUGCACACCGAAGCCGAGGACGUCUCCCUGCGUUUUCGCUGCCAGCGGGCCUACGGCAUCCUCAUGGCCACCACCUCCCGAGACUCAGCCGACACGCUCAGGCUGGAGUUGGACGGGAGUCGUGUCAAACUCACGGUCAACCUAGACUGUAUCAGGAUAAACUGUAACUCCAGCAAGGGACCGGAGACCCUGUAUGCCGGGCAAAAGCUCAAUGAUAAUGAAUGGCAUACGGUGCGAGUGGUGCGUCGCGGCAAAACCUACAAGCUAACUGUUGACGAUGAUGUAGCAGAAGGCCAAAUGGUGGGCGACCACACCCGCCUGGAGUUCCACAACAUAGAAACAGGCAUCAUGACAGAGCGUCGAUUUGUUUCCAGCAUCCCGUCCAGCUUCAUUGGUCAUCUGCAGAGCCUUAGAUUUAACGGCAUGCUCUACAUCGACCUGUGCAAGAACGGUGACAUUGAUUAUUGCGAGCUCAAUGCCCGCUUUGGGAUUCGUUCUAUAAUCGCCGACCCUGUCACCUUCAAAUCCAAGAGCAGCUAUCUGAGCCUGGCCACUCUACAGGCCUACACAUCCAUGCACCUCUUCUUCCAGUUCAAGACCACCUCCCCGGACGGCUUCAUCAUCUUCAACUCUGGAGAUGGCAAUGAUUUCAUCGCUGUAGAACUGGUUAAAGGAUACAUUCACUAUGUUUUUGACCUUGGGAAUGGGCCCAACCUCAUCAAGGGCAAAAGUGACAGGGCACUGAAUGACAACCAGUGGCACAACGUGGCCAUCACCCGAGACAACAGCAACACCCACACGCUGAAAGUAGACGCCACGGCCACUAGUCAGAGUAUCAAUGGGGCCAAGAACCUGGACCUGAAAGGUGAUCUUUUCAUCGCAGGACUGGGCCCAGGCAUGUACGGCAGCCUGCCUAAACUGGUGGCUUCCAGAGAAGGCUACCAGGGUUGCCUGGCGUCGGUGGACCUCAACGGUCGCCUGCCAGAUCUCCUUAGUGACGCCUUGUUUCGCAGCGGACAGAUUGAGCGUGGAUGUGAAGGUCCCAGCACCACCUGUCAGGAGGACUCAUGUGCCAACAUGGGUAUUUGUAUCCAGCAAUGGGAGAACUACACCUGUGACUGCUCCAUGACGUCCUACACUGGCACUCAGUGCAAUGACCCUGGGACGACGUACAUCUUUGGCAAAGGAGGAGGUCUCAUCACAUUCAAGUGGCCAGCCAACGAGAGACCGAGCACCAGGACAGACAAGCUGACCGUCGGCUUCAGCACCUCCCUGAAAGACGGCAUCCUGGUCAGGAUUGACAGUGCAACCGGUCUGGAGGACUAUCUCAUGCUGCACAUACAACAAGGCAAAAUUGGAGUGACGUUCAACAUUGGCAUAGCAGAUAUCAGUGUGGAGGAGAGCAGUACCCCAGUGAAUGAUGGGAAGUACCAUGUUGUUCGCUUCACCAGGAAUGGUGGCAAUGCUACACUGCAGGUGGAUAACUGGUCGAUCAAUGAACACUUCCCAACAGGGAACAGUGACAUUGAACGCUAUCAAAUGGCCAAUAAGAAAAUUCCUUUCAAAUACGCCAGACCAGUAGAAGAGUGGCUACAAGACAAAGGACGGCAGCUAACAAUUUUCAACACUCAAGCAACAGUCGCGAUCGGUGGUAGUGAUCACAACCGGCCCUUCCAGGGUCAACUGUCUGGCCUUUAUUACAAUGGCCUCAAAGUGUUGAACAUGGCUGCCGAGGGCAACGCCAACGUCAAGAUUAACGGAAGUGUGAGGUUGGUAGGUGAUGUGCCCAGUGUGGCAGGCUCAGCCAGGACCACAGCCUCGUCUCCGGAGAUGUCCACUACCUUCAUUGAGACUACUACCAUGAUGUCCACCACUACCACGCGGAAACACAGAUCCUCCUCAACUGUACAGCAUACAGAUGAAAUUGUGUCAUCUGCAGAGUGUUCGAGUGAUGACGAAGACCUGGAGGAGUGUGAAACUAGCCAUGCAGGUGGGCUAGGAGCUGAGUUAGUCAUCCCAGUACUUCAGGAUCCAUUAGCGCACCCCUCUGUAGCUCCUCGUGCACCCUUCAUUCCCACUCCCUCAACCCACCACCCACUCCUCACCAUUAUUGAGACCACCAAAGAGUCCCUGUCCGAGGCCACUGAGGCGGGGGUACCUUGCUUGUCGGACCGAGGCAGCGAUGAUUGUGAUGAUGAUGGCUUGGUGAUAUCGGGGUAUGGCUCUGGGGAAGCGUUCAAGUCUAACCUGCCCCCUACUGAUGAUGAAGAUUUUUACACGACCUUCUCCUUGGUAACAGAUAAGACCUUAUCCACGUCAGGCUUUGAAGGUGGCUACAAAGCUCAUGCACCCAAGACUUUUAGACCUAACAAAACUUCAAUCUCCAGACGCGGUAGGACUACCACUACCGCCGUACUACUAACCGCAGACCAGAGCCGCACCACCGCCACCUCUGCCUCCACCGCAACCCUCCACAAUGCUCCGGCCAAAGAGCCGGCUGGCAAAAUGAAUAACCGCGAGCUAAAACCCCAGCCCGACCUAGUGUUGCUUCCAUUGCCCACAUCUUUUGAGGUAGACAGCACCAAACUGAGGGGCCCAUUAAUAACCUCCCCAAUGUUCCGUAAUAUACCCACAGCACUCCCCACAGAGCCGGGCGUCAAGCGAGUUCCAGGGCCCUCGGAAGUGGUCCGUGAAUCUAGCAGCACCACCGGGAUGGUCAUCGGAAUAGUGGCGGCCGCCGCCCUGUGCAUCCUCAUCCUUCUGUAUGCCAUGUAUAAGUACAGGAACAGGGAUGAAGGCUCCUACCAGGUGGACGAGAGCAGGAACUACAUAACCAACUCGGCUGUGCAGAGCAAUGGCGCUGUCAUGAAGGACAAACAGCAGAGCUUGAAAGGCAGCAACAAGAAACAGAAAAAUAAGGAUAAGGAGUAUUAUGUGUGACUGUGAGAGACUUUCGUGAAUAUGAGAGAGUGAAGAAAGAAAGCACUAAGAGAACAUUUACUUAUCAGUUUCCUUGCGAGGAGCUAUGACAAAUGAUGGUAUAACAUGGAACUUGAAUAAUCCUAUACUGUGCUGAGUAGUUGAACUGAUGAUACGUACUGUAAUAUAAAGCACACUUACUAUUGUAAGCAUAACGACAAGGCUAAAUAGCAACUUUAGAGACCUUACUCUUCUAUCUGGUCAGAGACAUUAUCAGUAUAGAAAUAUUUCACAGCUACAUCAUUCUCCUAAGUGACUUUUAGAGCUAUGUGAUCCUUGGCAUUAUACAAAAAACACUUUUUUUGUAAAAUUGUUAAUUACAAAAGGCUCGUAAUCUUAUACAUUUUCAGCAUGUAAGCAACAUGUAGUGCUUAACAAGAGGGGGUCAGGCACAGCAUCAUUGUAAAAGUAAAAAAGGACUCUUGUUGUAACAGAGUAUAUGACACAUUUUUAUGGUUUAUACAUAAUAACAAGUGUGGUGUCUAACUUAUUUUUGCUUUAAGCAAAAGGAAAAAAAAUGACAAAAAGAACAGCAAGAAAAGAAAAUGUGUAUAAAAUGAUUCCAAGUGAGCAAAUUUGACACGGGCAGAUCUCCUAAAAAUCUGUUUGCUCUGACAUCUGAUUCACCUCAAUUUUCUUCUCAUUGUUUGACGGACGAAGGGACUUCGCUAAGAGAAGAUUUACUUAUCGGUUUCCUUUCGAGGAGCUAUGACAGAGUGAUGGUACAGCAUGGGAAGAAGUGUCUGGGUUCUCAAGGUAAAAAGCAACUGAUUGUAAAAUGCAUGCCAUCCUAAUUCAACAGUAAAGUCCAGUACAGUAAAAGUCCAGUAUACAGUGUUCGACUCGGACCAUGUUCUCUUAAUUAAUGCCAAACCUUAGCCCCUCUCAAAAAUGUUAACCAUUGAAGAAAAAAACAAUCUCUUAAAAAAAGGUCUAUUUAUUGAUGCACAGCCAGUGGUGGUUUUAUCUUUUCGUAAAACUGUAUGUUGGUUCAUUGCUUGUCAUUCUCAUUUUCUAUGGAGGCGUGAGGAGAACGACAAAUGCAGUACUACGACACUGUUAACAAAUGUGUAUACAGAAAUAAAUCAAAUGUUGAAAGUGUGAAUUCUAUCUGCUGUCACAGUCGACUGUGUCAAAAACAAGAAAUUUGUUUACAUAUUUUAUUACAUGCUAGCUGUUGUACUUUGUAGGUAGGAAAUUGUACAUAUAUACCAUGACAGUUGUAAUUUUUAGUACCUCUAUUGUACAGACUGAUCAUAUGGUUUAUCAGCAUAUUUCAUGACAGAAUUUAUUAACUGUUAAUUUACAUGGAGAAAAACUUUAAUCAGAAUGUGGAGAAAUCAUAUUGAUAUUUCAUAAAGAAUAAAAAUGUAUUGUUAGCAUAGAGAUCUAACCAGAGAUGUUUCUAAAGUUGCAUGAAUAUUUAAUUACUUGCAGUUGUCCAACAAAUACAAGGUGCCCUUCCUUCU
Sebastes umbrosus (honeycomb rockfish) is the source of this 7388-nucleotide messenger RNA. It is a transcript of the gene nrxn3a, whose product is annotated as neurexin 3a. Lineage: Eukaryota; Metazoa; Chordata; Actinopteri; Perciformes; Sebastidae. The transcript is spliced from 24 exons. The record is from RefSeq and is a predicted model, not a curated record. Bases 847 to 5880 code for a protein of 1677 amino acids.